Molecule: messenger RNA, 903 nt
Organism: Parnassius mnemosyne (clouded apollo)
Lineage: Eukaryota; Metazoa; Arthropoda; Insecta; Lepidoptera; Papilionidae
Source: the annotation of a GenBank genome assembly
AUGUCAACAGUGUUCGCCCCUGAUAACAACCCAUCCCAGAGCAAAAUGGACAGCGACUUAAAGGCUGACAUUGUCGCCUGUGUUAAGAGCGAGAUGGCCAAAUUAAAGGGCCAAAUCUCCACGCAGCUUCAACACCAGGCACGAUCUGCCUCAUACGCCCAGGCCGCUGCGACUAACAGAGGGCCAGGCACUCAUCCUAAUAUGACUGCUGGGCCACCAGCCCGUGAUCCACCUGUCAACAAGCCAGCCAUCGUGGUGACUCCAAAGUGUAAUAUUGACCGUUCAAAAAAAAGUUUACACGAAUUUAUUAUUUUUUUCAUGGCAGGUGAUUAUCAAAUUGCGUUGCUGGCGGAGCCAUAUGUUGGCUCAGGAAAUGAGGUGCGACCAAUUCAGGGCCUCAACAUAUACCAAUUUAGUCAAAAAGGCAGAGUCAAGGCUUGUAUACUCACCAAACCAGGUUGUGGCCAGGUACUAGGCAUGUCACAAUACUCCAACACAAAUUUUUGCGUUAUUCAAUUCAAGAGCGGCGGCCAAAAAAUGCUAAUAGCUUCCGCAUACAUUGAGCCGGAUUCUGACGGCAAUAAUACUUUAGAGCACAUAGAUAAUUUUCUCCAAACCUCCCGAUGCCCCAAUACCAUUAUAGGUGGUGACUUCAAUGGAUGGCAUCACAUAUGGGGCAGUAAGACCAACAACCCCAGAGGAUGUGCGGUGGUGGAGCUGGCAUAUGCAAAUGACCUCUUCAUCUGCAAUGUCGGCAGCACACCCACUUUUGAAACCGUCACACACGGCAGGGAUCGGACUUCUAUAAUAGACCUCACAUUAGCGCAUGGAUACAUAUAUGACCGUAUAGUAUAUAGAUCACGAUCUCUGCGGAUGGGACCUGUUGUAGCAAAGAAUCUGUAG